CUACUUGUGUUACUCAACACUCAGUUACCUACCUUGCCUGAACCUUACCCGUCAUCAUGAGUGGCGGUUUCAACAGGUACCGAUGCAAAUAUUUUCUCGUCUACAACUGCCCCAAUUGGGUGUUCAUGAACGGGCAUGCUUGUGGUAGCUAUCUUGCUAAGGGGCGGGAGUAACGUCGUUUACUCGGAGAAGAUGCUUCUUUCUCCCAUAGUGACGUGGAUACGAGGUCACAGGUUCUCAGCUUUUUGUCUCUGGGAGGCAUCCAAGACCAACAUAUGUCUCAAUCUGCUUCAUGUGAGCGGCAUGGUGGGCAGCACAACUUUCGACGAAUCAAUAUGUUAGAUAGGUAGUAUCCACAUUGUUUCUGCUGGCCAGUUCACCGCGCAUCAAAUGCAAGGUGACGC
Podospora pseudocomata is the source of this 404-nucleotide messenger RNA. RefSeq lists its product as uncharacterized. The coding region runs from base 136 to 342 and encodes 68 amino acids. The record is from RefSeq and is a predicted model, not a curated record. NCBI's taxonomy places the organism in Eukaryota, Fungi, Ascomycota, Sordariomycetes, Sordariales, Podosporaceae. The transcript has 2 exons.